GAUAAAGAGUGAACUUCAGAGGAAUUUGAGCAACUGUCAAAAGUGCGGGAACAUUUCGCGGAAUCGGCGAACAACAGUAUUUUAGCGGGUAAAAUUUGGCGCCGGGAACAAUCUCACAAAUUUAAAAGGAAAAUGAGCGAUCAUAGAGAAAGACGAAAAUUAUGUAGUUCAAAAAGAGUGCCUGUUUUCUUAGCUUUAUUCCUCCUGAUCGCCACAACCACCAUCUUCUUCGUAUUCCCAUGUCGAUACCUCGUCACGACGGUUUCGCCUUUGAUAGCUGUGUACGAAGCAAUUUUAACCUUGGUUAUCAUCAGUAACUUUUUCCAAGCUACGAUUCAAGAUCCUGGCAAGAUUCCCAGAGUUGCCUUGAAAGCCAUUCCGGAGGAUGAUUUCAAAUCACCGUUGUUCAAAAGUGUUGAGAUCAAUGGGAUCCAGAUUAAAAUGAAAUGGUGUGAAACUUGCAAGUUUUAUCGACCACCGAGAUGUUCACAUUGUAGCCUUUGCAAUAGAUGCAUUGAGGUGUUUGAUCACCAUUGCCCCUGGGUGGACAACUGUGUUGGCAAGAGGAACUAUCGAUAUUUCUUCCUGUUCUUAUCAUCCCUCACCAUACAGCUCAUCUCUGUGUUCACCUUUUGCUUGGUGGCAACCCUUAAAUUAGAUGGUGAUUUUAAGGAUAAUAAUGUUAUUGCAUCUCUUAUAAUAAUGGUUAUAUGUGGUCUAGUGGCCUUUCCAGUCUUUGGCCUUACUUUCUUUCAUAUUGGGUUAAUUUCCUGUGGCAGAACAACAAAUGAACAGGUCACUGGAAAAGUUCGAAAAGGUGUCAAUCCAUUCAAUAGAGGUUGCUUUGCAAAUUGGGAAAAUGUAUUUUGCUCUCCUAUACAACCUCGACACUUGCAUUGUGAAAAACUGGAUGAAGGAAGAUCAGUUGUAAACGGAGAAGCUUCACCUCACGACGUGAGGUUUGAAAUGGAAACGAUGCCGAAUCAUCAGAUGUCCUUUACAAACACGCGAAAUUCCAAUGGGACGAACUCUACUAAGACGGACGGAAUUUCACCCCAACCGUUGCAAAGAACGAACCUUGAAAUUCCGGAAAAUCAACCGGAGCCCAGUUCGCUGCGUUCCCCACGAAGUCCCAACGCCCGAGGCCCCACACCCGUGUUCUACACCCCUGAUAAACAGCCCGGGCAAAUGAAGGUUUAUCGCGAGGCGGAGGUAUGACGUAAUACAGUUGACGGCAGCCUGCGGGACCGGGGGGGGGGUGAUUUGCGGAGAAAGGAUGAACAAUACGGGGGGCUGUGCCUCUCCGAAGUACUCCAAAAAUAACAUUUAUAUCAUUGACCAGAAAACUAGAAUGGGUAGCCAAAUAAUGUAACUGUUGUUAGUUUUUUUGUUGCAUUUAGUGAA
Dendronephthya gigantea is the source of this 1404-nucleotide messenger RNA. RefSeq names its product palmitoyltransferase ZDHHC5-like. The transcript is spliced from 8 exons. Gene Ontology annotation, molecular function: palmitoyltransferase activity. The coding region runs from base 133 to 1218 and encodes 361 amino acids. The record is from RefSeq and is a predicted model, not a curated record. Gene Ontology annotation, biological process: protein palmitoylation. NCBI's taxonomy places the organism in Eukaryota, Metazoa, Cnidaria, Anthozoa, Malacalcyonacea, Nephtheidae.